Molecule: messenger RNA, 410 nt
Organism: Paramecium pentaurelia
Lineage: Eukaryota; Ciliophora; Oligohymenophorea; Peniculida; Parameciidae
Source: the annotation of a GenBank genome assembly
AAUGAAUGUCCUACUUAAAGGUAUCAAACAAUUAAGUCACCGUCCUUCAUUUUAUUAUUGGCUAAAUGCUCAUCCAACUACCAAAAGCAUAUCCUAAUUGACCCCAAGAUAAUUAUUAGAUACAGCCUUAAUUAAAAGAAUAUGUCAAAAACAAAUCCCAAAACAUACUAUAAUGAGUCAGUUUUGUCUAUGGCAUGGCAAAUAACCUAAAUCAGGAAAUUAGACUUGCUUUUCAGAAAAAAAGUGAGUAUAUCUAUUCAUAAAUAGAACUCGUCGAUCUUGGAUGCCUAAUGUUCAAAAAUAAACAUAUGAAUCCUUAAUAUUAGGUAGAAGAAUACAUGUUAAAGUUACUACAAAGACAAUGAAAUGUAUUAGAAAAGCUGGUAGUUUCGAUAAUUAUAUUUUAUUGA